GAACUGCACGAACGAACGUGCGGAGCGCUGCUACAAACACGGCGCUCGACUGUGCUUGUACCCGCCCCGGCCUUCGCAUUAUCGGAGCUUUCACCGCCAGGUGCCCUCAUUUCUCGGGCGCCGAGGAACAGAGCCCUCGAUUUUUUUCGGGCCAAGUCAUCUCCUGAGACAAGAGAGAGAGAGAGAGAGAAAAGAAGGGCGCGGAGGGGAGAACCAAAAUAGAUUGUUUUCGAAGGCGCUGUUUUGUGGUAAGGCACGGUAUAGAGGUUUACUAAUGCGUUUUUCAAACGACACGAGAAUUUGUCUUCGACGAUAAGCAACCAGAAAAACCGCCGAACGGAAUAUGGAAGGAUAAACAAAAGGGGCACUCGAAAAGUACCACGCUUGAUUUGCUUGAAAGACUCAGCUUAGUAUGACGGAGUCUAAAGUUGACGGAAAAGAAUAAGAAGAUCUGAGGGACUUUUGUUCAAAAAAAAAAAAAUAAGUAAAUAAAGAAAGAAAUGGAUUUUUACGUGCCAGACAUUCCUUAAUGGCUCGAGUUUAUGUUUUGAUGACUGAGAUAGCCGGGCCUUACCAGGCCUAUUUUUCCCAUUGCUCAUCAUUUAAUAAACAAUCACAGAACUACGACAUGAUCAUGAGGCAUGCCGUAGUGGGGGACUCCGGAUUAAUUUAGACUUCCUGGGCUUCUUUAACGCGUACCUAAGUCCAAGUACACAAGCGUUUUCGCGUUUCACCUUAAAGGGCCUUGUUUUUGUUGGUCGACCCCAUAGUCGGACAAACACACAACCCAGCCAGGGAAAACAACAGGGGAAAUUGCCACCCGCCUCGGUAUCUCUGUGGCUAUGGCGUUGCGCUGUUGACCUCGAGGUCGCGGGUUCGAUCACGACCGCGGCGGCCGCAUUCCGGUGGGAGCGGAAUGCAAGAACGCUCGUAUACCAUGCAUUAGUUGCACGUUAUACAGAACGCCAGGCUAUCAAAAUUAUUCCGGAGCCACCCUCUGAUUGACUCACGUUGACAGCUAGUCGCGAUUCAUUCAAAAACGACACUCUUUCUUGGAUUUGAAGCACCUGAAGGAGACAUUCGCAUUUCAAGGCUUUUGUAAAGGUUAUUGAACGUCAACUGCUGAAAAAAAAAAACGCUUGAAAUGAAGAUCUUGACGCCAGAACGUACAUUCAACCAUCAAUGGGAGACUGGUGCCGAGGCUGAAUGGCGGAAAUAUCCCAAUCCAAUGAACCCUGUUGUGACUGGCAUUGAUGUGGUAGACAGGCAGAUGCGCAAUGGUAUCCUCAAGAGUCAUCGCCUUAUCAGCACAGCGUGGGGAUUUCCUGCAUGGGAACAGAUGAUUAUGGGUGCCGACCAAACCUGCUAUGCUAGCGAACACUCUGUGGUAGAUCCCACGCGGUGUACCAUGACCUUGGUGUCAAGAAACCUGACCUUCUAUAAUGAGAUUUACAUUGUGGAGAAACUUACCUACACAGAACACCCUCAGCACAAGGGUAACACAUUGAUGCCACAAGAAGCAAUCAUCACAAUCAGGGGCGUGCGUUUGAGCAGCUACUUGGAAGACUUCGUAGCCAAAGCAAUCUCUUCAAAUGCGGGAAAGGGACGCUUGGCUAUUUAGUGGGUUAUUGGUCUUAUGAGUCAAGAGCUACAAGAACUGACAAGACGAACUGUGAAGAGUGUCGACGGGAUCAUCACAUCAGCUGCCAAGAAAAGUAUGGAUGACUUGAGCAACUUGACCACAUCAGAGCCGCACUACCGC
Dermacentor andersoni is the source of this 1762-nucleotide messenger RNA. RefSeq names its product protein slowmo-like. The record is from RefSeq and is a predicted model, not a curated record. Lineage: Eukaryota; Metazoa; Arthropoda; Arachnida; Ixodida; Ixodidae. Gene Ontology annotation, cellular component: mitochondrial intermembrane space.